This is a messenger RNA of Paramecium octaurelia, 386 nucleotides long. NCBI's taxonomy places the organism in Eukaryota, Ciliophora, Oligohymenophorea, Peniculida, Parameciidae. The record is from the annotation of a GenBank genome assembly.
AUGCUUCAAUAUGAAUAUAAGAUAUAGGAGUUUAGUUAAAACAUUGAUGAGAUGAAAAAGGAGAAAAAUAACUAGAGAAAUUAACUAAAGAAAACUAAGUUUUAAAUUAAACUAAUGAUGAAUUAAGAAAGAGUAUUCAAGAUUAUGAAAAGGGACAACAAUAAAAAAAGUAGUAUAAAUUGAAAUUAAGUGAAUUAGGAUUAAAAAACAGUCAGCUGUAGAAGUUAGUCAAAGAUUUAGAAAAAUAAGAAUAGCAACAAUAGGAUAUAUCUUAAUAAACUGCUAAAUAAAUAGAAGAUAAAAAAAAAGAAACGAAUCACUCUAAAUAAAGAUUUAGGAAUACUAAAUAGAACUAUCAAAUCUAAAUCAACUCUAAAUGGCUAUGA